Molecule: messenger RNA, 1102 nt
Organism: Cloeon dipterum
Lineage: Eukaryota; Metazoa; Arthropoda; Insecta; Ephemeroptera; Baetidae
Product: lipase member H-like
Exons: 7
Coding region: 99-1043 (314 amino acids)
Biological process (GO): lipid catabolic process
Molecular function (GO): lipase activity
Source: RefSeq, a predicted model, not a curated record
UCUCUCGGUGCAAGGCACACAAAAGCUCCAUCGACAGCGUCUGUCUAUCAGGUGACCACUGAAUAUUCAAACUGGCCACUUGGCACACAAAACUCUGCAUGGCCAUCUUCCAGACAUUAGUGGUCAUCUUGACCACUGUGCUGCUCUUUUCGAGGGCUGGUUCAGUGGAGGAUUUCGAUUCUUGGCAAACACAUAAUGUCACAGAUCCGUACUCGCAAAUCACCUUUUACUUAUUCACGAGGUCCAAUCCUUCGGUGGCUAAUCAAAUUUUCGUCGGCGACUUGAACGGAGCAAACUUGGACCCUUCCAAGUCGACAAAAUUCUUGGUGCACGGUUUUGCGGCUCAGGCGUUCAACUCGUGGCCAAUGCAAUUUAAAGACGCAAUGUUAGCUUUGGAAGACGCAAACGUGGUUAGCGUCGACUGGUCAGGACUGGCAGCGGCACCGGACUACGUGGCUGCCAGGGCCAACGCGAGGCCCACCGGCGAGUACCUGGCCGAAAUGUACUUGUUCUUGGAGCAACUGGGCCUCGACCUGAGCCUGGUGCACUGCGUUGGAAAGAGCUUGGGCGCCCACGUGUGUGGAUUCAGCGGCAAAGCUGUUCUUAACGAGACCCAAGUUCUAAUCAGCCGAAUUUCCGGCCUGGACCCGGCCCUUCCGCUCUUCAGCAUCGACCGGCCUGAGAACCGGCUAUCCAAGGAUGACGCCGAGCUGGUCGACAUCGUCCACACCUGCGGAGGCGCUCUUGGUUUCGAGAAACCCCUCGGCCACAUCGAUUUCUUCCCCAACGGCGGCGUGCCCGUGCAACCAGGAUGCAGCCCCGACAUAACCGGAAACUGCAGCCACGGCCGAGCCGACGAGUUCUACAUCGAGUCCAUCCCUCUGAAUAAUUUCCGCGCCGUCGAGUGCGAGAGCUGGGAGCAGUACCUGACGGGCGCCUGUGCCAAUAAUACGUUCACUUUUAUGGGCUACUUGUUUGAUUUCAGUCUGACGGGCAACUUCUUCCUGGAGACUGCCAGCCAGUCGCCGUAUGCUCUUGGAUGAGACGAAUAUCGGGCGGAUUGAUUUGUAAAAUAAAAUAAAUUUUGCUAAUUACAAUAUAA